Messenger RNA from Entelurus aequoreus (snake pipefish), 2365 nucleotides. RefSeq names its product aminoadipate-semialdehyde dehydrogenase-phosphopantetheinyl transferase (gene aasdhppt). Gene Ontology annotation, molecular function: magnesium ion binding; holo-[acyl-carrier-protein] synthase activity. Bases 224 to 1129 code for a protein of 301 amino acids. Gene Ontology annotation, cellular component: cytosol. Gene Ontology annotation, biological process: fatty acid biosynthetic process. Lineage: Eukaryota; Metazoa; Chordata; Actinopteri; Syngnathiformes; Syngnathidae. The record is from RefSeq and is a predicted model, not a curated record. The transcript is spliced from 7 exons.
CCUAUUUACUUCCGGACAUGUGUUAGUAGGGCUGUCAAACACAAAUAUGCAGCAAGUUAGCGGCUUACUAUUUUACUUUAUAGCGAACGCGUAUUCGCACUUUUAGGCAGAGCUGGAGAGUACUGGUGAAUAUCUCAGUUUAGCUGUCAAUCAUUCGGACAUGUAACUGGCUAGCGCGCUGUGCUAACACAGUGCUAACAAGGCGGCUGUGCUAGUAAGGUAGAUGACAGACGUCGGCGACAAGAUGGCGUCUGUUCGCUGGGCCUUCCGCUGCGGAUCUUGGACACCGAGCAGCUCCGAGUGGUUGUUUGCUGCUCGCUGUGUUCAGCAGGAGGAGAAAGACAGGAUCGGAAAGUUUGUGUUUGCCAAAGAUGCCAAAUCAGCCAUGGCCGGCAGAUUGCUGCUGAGAAGAUUCGUGUGUGAGAGGAUGCACAUUCCCUGGGCACAGUUCCGCCUGGAACGAUCGCCGAGAGGGAAACCAUACCUUGCUGCACCAACGGAAGUCAGCCCAGAUGUGACCUGGAGUUUCAACAUCUCCCACCAAGGUGACUAUGCAGUGCUCGCUGCUGAGAAAGGGAUGCAAGUCGGGGUGGACAUCAUGAAGACAUCCAUGCCUGGUAGCAGCACCGUACCGGAGUUCUUCCGCGUCAUGACUCGUCAGUUCACGCCGCACGAGUGGCACGCCAUCCUGUCAGCCGGCUCCGAGCGCCGGCAGCUCGCCAUGUUCUACCGCCACUGGGCCUUGAAAGAAAGUUUCAUCAAAGCCAUCGGGACCGGGCUGGGUUUGAAUCUGCAGAGGGCGGAGUUUCACCUGUCUUCUGAAGCGCCCACACAGACCUCCGUGCUCUGCCGGACCAGAAUGCACCUGGAUGAAGAGGAAGACCACGACUGGGUGUUUGAAGAGAGUUUACUGGAUGAAGACCACCACGUUGCCGUGGCAUUAGGACCCAUGAAGACGCCACGCUCUGCACAUCCUACCUCGUAUGUUCCUGCCUUCACACAGCUGUCCUUCACUGACCUCAUCGCCUCCGCCUCACCUUUGACUGAGGAAGACCCCGCCUACUGGGAGAGCUUCCAAGCCAAGGCUGAAGCCCCCUUGAGACAGAGACUCGCACACGUCCAGUCCUGACUGGCUUUGACAGCAGGGAUUAUGUCCACUGAGGGUUCUCACAGAUUAAUUCGGUCAAUCAGGGCAAGAAUAUUUUAUACACUAGACAGGGAACGCUUCAAAAAAGGCUAAAACACUAAAUCUACCCAGGUAGUUCCCGGUGGAAACCCAGAGGGGUACUUUAUUUACCCGGAAAGUUCCUGCCCAUUACGUUGUUCACGAUCUACCUGUCCAUCGCCAGCCAGGCAUUAAAGAAAUAGACCUAAAAAUGAGCGAUCAUCAAUCUUCACCAAGACGUCACUUGAUUGACAUUCACGGCACCCGAGGGUCUUGUGGGAUGACGCUGGCUGCUGCCAGAUCAUUAUUAAGAAAAAAUGACCGACAGGAAGGCGAGAAACAAUUUUUAUUUCAACAGACUCUCGAUCCGUACCUGCCGUCCAAAACUCUGAAGACCGACUGCACAGUUCCUGUCUUCACAAUAAAAGCGCUGCUUCAUCCUGCCUGCGCUAACAAAAUAAGAGUCUCAGAAAGCCGGCGAGCUACGGAGUUUGGCGCCGAUGUAUUUCUUGUAAAGUGUAUAAAAAGGAAUAUGGAAGCUGGACAAAUAAGAUGGCAAAAACCCAACAGAAAGGAGGACUUUUUUUCCUCCUCCAUUUGAAAAUGUGGACGUUAUCAUCACUACUGUUGUCAGAAAAAUUCUAUCUAAGUUAUCACAAUACUUUGUGUUGAAGUGAGUUCCUGGCAAGAAGCAAAAGCUGUCUUUAAAACCUACCAAGAAGAAGGCUUGUUAAACUCCACUGUGUAGGAUGGGAAGCAACAUGAAGGGUUUCUGUAUUCUUUCAUGUAUUGUAAUCAACAGAAAGAUAUUGUUUGAACCCAAGGACUACAAAGCGGAGAGAAGGCAGGAUCUGCCCAAUUUCCAGACGACCUCUUUUUGAACCUCCUUUUUCAACUGUUUUACGAACCUCUUUUUGAACUCUUUUACGACCUUUUCUGUGAACUGCUUACGACCUUUUCUUUUGAACUGUUGUAAAUAAAGGCGAUGGCUGUUUACGACCUCGUCCCUUAGAAGCAGCUGUGGUCAUGUGGUCAGAGAAAGUCCGAAUAAAGGGGGAGGCGUACAAUCUUUAGGCAGAGCGUAAUGACACUGUCCUAGGGUACAGAUGUCCAAGCGUCUCUCCUCAUAUUGAGCCAAAUUCCGUCUCAGUUUAAUUCUUUGCUUCUUGUCUUGUUUAAUAGAUGUCAUCAGUGUUUGAA